Molecule: messenger RNA, 3772 nt
Organism: Rhinopithecus roxellana (golden snub-nosed monkey)
Lineage: Eukaryota; Metazoa; Chordata; Mammalia; Primates; Cercopithecidae
Gene: AMPD3
Product: adenosine monophosphate deaminase 3
Exons: 15
Coding region: 968-3271 (767 amino acids)
Biological process (GO): IMP salvage; AMP metabolic process
Cellular component (GO): cytosol
Molecular function (GO): AMP deaminase activity
Source: RefSeq, a predicted model, not a curated record
UAGUCAAAUGGUGUGGUGCUGUAUGGCAUUUGCAGCCUUUUGCCUGGGCCUGUUGGAUGUCUUCUUCUGAGAUGCAAUGUGAGGUUUUGGGACAAUGCUCUUGACUUGUGGCCUUGGAAUAAGAGGGGGAGGUGAGGAUCCAGCUUCGUUUCAGCCUGAUGGAGCCUCCUGGGUCUGGUUCUUUGUGCUGUUCCGGACUUUCUCUCCCCUGUCACCUCCUUUGAUGGCCUCCAGCUUCCCCACUCUCUGCUAUCAAGAUAUGAAAAUCUCCACAGUCAGCUCUGUUCCUCUUCCUCUUUGCAGAGGCCAGGCCUCACUGUCUUGGUGUCUGCUCCCUAGACAGUUGUGUGCUGAGAGGUUCUUCCCCACCGGCUCCCUCCCACUCCCCUCAUCAGGGAGUGGCAGGUCCUUGGGCCUCAGAGUUAAGGGAGCCACAGACCUCGCUCUGAUUGCCUGUUACUAGCCUGCUUUCCUCCUUCCUGUCUGUGUCAUAACUUAGUCCCAUAAGCCACUCAGACUCAGAGCAGCAAGCCCUCCUCAGGCACCGGAAAUCACUCUGGUACCUAGAAUUAUGCCACUUAGAGCUGAGAGGGCCUUAGAGACCACUUAGCUCAAUCCCUUUAUCUCACAGAUGAGAACAUUGUGAGGCCAGAGAAUGUCCCAAGAUGGCCUAGUAUGUUCAUCUCCCCUGUAGUUGCACUUCUCCUUGCCAGACGGCAGCGGAGAUCUGUCUCACCUUCAUCCUUGUCUGUCUGGUCCACAAAACCACUUCUCUCUUUAAAUCAACCUUAAAGAAACUGUCGUCAUAGGUAGAUGGGAAACUCCUCUUCCAGAGCUGCUUCCAGCGAGGGUGGCUUGUCGAAAAGUGUGCAGUAUUAAUCCAUUCCAGGAGUGUUAUGCUGGGGACUGUGAGGAGCCCCUGCCCAGACACGUACAUGGACAAAGAGAAGCAGCACAGCAUGCCGAGAUGCCGCGGCAGUUUCCCAAGCUGAACAUCUCUGAAGUGGAUGAGCAAGUCCGGCUCCUGGCGGAGAAGGUGUUUGCUAAAGUGCUCCGAGAAGAGGACAGCAAAGAUGCACUGUCCCUGUUCACUGUCCCAGAGGACUGCCCCAUCGGGCAAAAGGAAGCCAAGGAGAGGGAGCUGCAGAAGGAGCUGGCGGAGCAGAAGUCUGUGGAGACCGCAAAAAGAAAGAAAAGUUUCAAGAUGAUUCGGUCCCAGUCCCUGUCUCUGCAAAUGCCGACACAGCAAGAUUGGAAGGGCCCCCCGGCAGCCAGUCCGGCCAUGUCUCCCACAACCCCUGUGGUCACUGGAGCCACUUCCCAGCCCACGCCAGCACCCUAUGCCAUGCCUGAGUUCCAGCGGGUCACCAUCAGCGGAGAUUACUGUGCCGGGAUCACUUUGGAGGACUACGAGCAGGCAGCCAAGAGCCUGGCCAAGGCCCUAAUGAUCCGGGAGAAAUAUGCAAGGCUCGCCUACCACCGCUUCCCGCGGAUCACAUCCCAGUACCUGGGUCAUCCGCAGGCAGAUACUACACCUCCGAAAGAGGGCCUUCCAGACUUCCACCCUCCUCCACUGCCCCAGGAAGACCCCUACUGCCUGGACGAUGCACCCCCCAACCUGGAUUACUUGGUCCACAUGCAGGGGGGCAUUCUCUUCGUGUAUGAUAACAAGAAGAUGCUGGAGCGCCAGGAACCGCACAGCCUGCCCUACCCUGACCUGGAGACGUACACGGUGGACAUGAGCCACAUUCUGGCUCUCAUCACUGAUGGCCCCACGAAAACCUAUUGUCACCGACGACUGAACUUUCUGGAAUCCAAGUUCAGCCUUCAUGAGAUGUUAAACGAAAUGUCUGAGUUCAAAGAGCUGAAGAGUAACCCCCACCGGGACUUCUAUAACGUGAGAAAGGUGGACACGCACAUCCAUGCGGCUGCCUGCAUGAACCAAAAGCAUCUGCUGCGCUUCAUCAAGCACACGUACCAGACGGAGCCUGACAGGACUGUGGCGGAGAAGCGGGGCCAGAAGAUCACCCUGCGGCAGGUGUUUGACAGCCUGCACAUGGACCCCUAUGACCUCACUGUGGACUCGCUGGAUGUCCACGCGGGCCGGCAGACAUUCCACCGCUUUGACAAGUUCAACUCCAAAUACAACCCUGUGGGGGCCAGUGAGCUGCGUGACCUGUAUUUGAAAACUGAAAACUAUCUGGGAGGAGAGUACUUUGCUCGGAUGGUCAAGGAGGUUGCCCGGGAGCUGGAGGAGAGCAAGUACCAGUACUCAGAGCCACGGCUCUCCAUCUACGGCCGCAGUCCCGAGGAGUGGCCCAACCUGGCCCGCUGGUUCAUCCAGCACAAGGUCUACUCUCCCAACAUGCGCUGGAUCAUCCAGGUGCCCCGGAUCUAUGACAUAUUUAGGUCAAAGAAGCUGCUGCCAAACUUUGGGAAGAUGCUGGAGAACAUCUUCCUGCCCCUUUUCGAGGCUACAAUCAACCCCCAAGAUCAUCGAGAGCUUCACCUCUUCCUUAAAUACGUGACCGGGUUCGACAGCGUGGAUGAUGAGUCCAAGCACAGCGACCACAUGUUUUCUGACAAGAGUCCGAGCCCAGACGUCUGGACCAGUGAGCAGAACCCACCCUACAGCUACUACCUGUACUACAUGUAUGCCAACAUCAUGGUGCUCAACAACCUCCGCAGGGAGCGCGGCCUGAGCACGUUCCUGUUCCGGCCGCACUGUGGGGAGGCCGGCUCCAUCACCCACCUGGUGUCUGCCUUCCUCACUGCUGACAACAUUUCCCAUGGGCUGCUCCUUAAGAAGAGUCCGGUAUUGCAGUAUCUCUACUACCUUGCUCAGAUCCCCAUUGCUAUGUCUCCUCUUAGCAAUAACAGUUUGUUCCUCGAAUAUUCCAAGAACCCUCUGAGGGAAUUCCUGCACAAGGGGCUGCACGUUUCUCUUUCCACCGAUGACCCUAUGCAGUUCCACUACACAAAGGAAGCACUUAUGGAAGAAUAUGCCAUUGCAGCUCAAGUGUGGAAGCUGAGCACCUGCGACCUGUGUGAGAUUGCCAGGAACAGCGUGCUGCAGAGCGGCCUCUCGCAUCAGGAAAAGCAAAAGUUUCUGGGACAAAAUUAUUAUAAAGAAGGACCUGAAGGAAAUGAUAUUCGAAAGACAAAUGUGGCUCAGAUCCGGAUGGCAUUCCGAUACGAGACCUUAUGCAAUGAGCUCAGCUUCCUGUCUGAUGCUAUGAAAUCAGAAGAGAUCACUGCCUUGACCAAAUAGGUCCAGCAUUUGACAUGCAUUUGAACUUUUUGGUUCAAUUUCAAGUCUGCUGUGGCUAAUAGUGGUCAAGAUUCUAAACUAGAACUUUCCUCUGUUAAGAGGAUGCCUCUGAAGAAAUUUUAAACUGGUGAUUUUGGUUGCACUGCUCACUUUAAGAUUUAACAUGAUCACUUGUAUUUCUGAGUAACAAGAUGGUGACUUCUCCUUGGGGAUCUGGGAGCUGAGCACUUGUCUAUACUUGUUCCUAAUUUUCCAAUUAUUUCUCUUGAAACUGCCAGUGCCUGAACUGUUGGGGCCAGGAUUUUCCAUGGUCAGAUGCCAAGUAACAUGAGGUCUGUGUGGUUUUCUGCCAUACUUUUCUCCAUUGGCCCAAGUAGGCUUAUUGGUAGUUGUUCAUUUCAGCCUCUGGCUGGCUGGCUGCCUUAAACACAAUCAAUUUCAAAGCUCCAUUUCAUAAAGGGGCUACUUUGAGGGAGUUAAGAUGGAAGACUUCCUUCUUGA